Molecule: messenger RNA, 2147 nt
Organism: Ruditapes philippinarum (Manila clam)
Lineage: Eukaryota; Metazoa; Mollusca; Bivalvia; Venerida; Veneridae
Product: beta-1,3-galactosyltransferase 1-like
Exons: 3
Coding region: 591-1751 (386 amino acids)
Cellular component (GO): membrane
Molecular function (GO): hexosyltransferase activity
Source: RefSeq, a predicted model, not a curated record
AAAACGUUCUGUGAUAAAUUAGUCAGAUACUGUUUAUGACGAGCUUGAAAUCAUCCUUUCUUCAACAUGCUGUUAUAAAAAUGGAAAAAUCAAUGGCUGAAUAAGAUUUUGCUAGAAAAAUGCAGAGUCAUAUUUGUCUGUGACAGUUUUUGAAAAGUUGCUGGUAUUUCAAUAAUUCAUUUCGUGUAUAGAAUUACUCAAUAAACGCAUGGUGCUGGCAAUGUCAAGGGAAUUUGCGAUUUGAUACAUUUUGAAUUCGUGUUUUACAUAGAAUCCUUGUUAUAUACGUGCACCGUGUUGAGUUGCAGACAUCGUUCGAGCGUUCAAUGGGUCUGGCUCAGCAAAUAGAAAGAUGUCAACUGUAUACUUGACCUGCUCCAUGGAAUAAACCUUUGUUUUAUAGAAAUGGACACGGGCAUAUCUUUAAGCAAACAGUGGUAUGAGAGGAUUUAUCAAUAAGGAAGUUUGAAAAUAUCAACGAGAAUAAAGAGUCAACGGGAUAUUAUUGCAAAGACAUCUUGCAUAUACAAAUUCCAAAAAGUCAACUAUGAUGUAAUGAGUGAUGCUUCGAGAAAGUAGUCCGGCAUAUAAUGUUUCCAAGAGUUACGCUACUAUAUCGUCUGCUAGCGGUAUGCGUUUUCGUUAGCCUAAUUAUGAUACUUCUACAAACAGCAGACGACAGAGUCCAUAACAAAAGACUUCCGGUGUUGCUACAAUACGCAAAUGAAGCCCUGCGCGAACAUGAUUCCAACGUCGAUCUUAAAUCUUUAGGGAAAAACACAAAAGUGUUAAAUACCAACAAUUCUGCCAACAUUACAAAAAUAACAAACCGUUAUACUGAUCCAUCUACAACAAGAAGUCCGCCAGUGAAUCCUCAUAAUUUCAAAUUUUUAAUUAACCCAAAGAAUACGUGUAAAUCGAAAAGUUUAAAAUACAUGAUAUAUGUUCAUUCCGCUCCAAAGAAUCACAAGAAACGACAAAUGGUGCGGCAGACGUGGGGCUCACGUGCUGUUUUGGAGAAAUACAACAUGAGGAUAGUUUUUAUAAUGGGGUUAGUUGACGAUAAAAGCACCAUGGGAAGGGUUAAAUAUGAAAGUAACACUUACAAUGAUAUUGUGGUUGAAAAUUUUGUAGAUUCUUACAGAAACUUAACUUUUAAAGCAAUAGCCGGCAUAAAGUGGGUUUCAAGAUAUUGUGAUAAUGUUACUUUCGUCAUCAAAUCUGAUGACGACAUCUUAAUUGAUAUGCAUGCUUUAAUGGAACAAAUGAACUCAACUGAGAUUAAGAGCUACGGAACAAAAAACUUGAUCAUGUGUAAUCAAUGGGUAAGAAUGAAAGUAAUACGAGACAAGAAAAGUAAGUGGUACAUAUCAGAAGAAGAAUUUCCAGACGAAUUUUUUCCGCCAUAUUGUUCUGGUUCCGUGUUUAUUAUGAGCAUCGAUGCAGUUAAGCGAAUGUACCAGGCUUCACUGGAUACUACUUUUUUCUGGGUGGACGACUUCUAUUUAACAGGAUUACUUGUGAAAAAGAUUGGAAUAGAACAUAAGAGAUUGAACGAAAAUUACAUGCUCAAUGCGCGUCUUGCUUUAGAUAAGUUAAAAGAGGAUAAAAAGCACGAGCUAAGGUUCUUUCACGUGCACAAAUUAACGCAUAUAUACCGGAUGUGGUCAAUACUCAAAGAGAGAAUGAAUUCCACGUGUGAUGAUUGUUUGACGCAUCCACCGAACAUAAAUAUGACCAGUCUUACUUGAGAGAGGCUGUGUUUUUAGGUUUAUUUUAAAUUUAAUGCAAUUGUUUUAAUUCUCUUUAAGAUCAGCACUUUAUAGACCAUAAGAAAAAUUGAGUGUAGGACAAAAGCCCUCCCGGAUAAAAGCCCUCCAAACCAAAAAUGAAAAGGCGGACAAAAGCCUUCCCGUGAAAAUGACUGGGCGGAUCCUCCCGUGAAAAUGACUUGGCGGACAAAAGCCCUCCCAUCAAUAUCGCCAUGUAACUGUGAUUGAGUGGUUGAAUUGUUUUUGUUAAACUGUUUACUAUCAUUUUUUACAUUGUAUAUUUUAUCUCAUAAAUUACAAAUAUUUAUUUACAAACUGUGUCAGCAUUUCUUCACUGGUGAUAAAAUUCGAAAUAAUAAUAUAUACUUCAAUGUU